Messenger RNA from Leptidea sinapis, 4306 nucleotides. RefSeq names its product hexokinase type 2 (gene Hex-A). The coding region runs from base 202 to 1554 and encodes 450 amino acids. The record is from RefSeq and is a predicted model, not a curated record. Gene Ontology annotation, biological process: glucose 6-phosphate metabolic process; intracellular glucose homeostasis; glycolytic process. Gene Ontology annotation, cellular component: cytosol; mitochondrion. Gene Ontology annotation, molecular function: glucokinase activity; mannokinase activity; fructokinase activity. Lineage: Eukaryota; Metazoa; Arthropoda; Insecta; Lepidoptera; Pieridae. The transcript has 10 exons.
CGCCCACCGCUCACACCUCACCGUUCCUUUCACUUGUGAACGACUCGGAAAUCAACCGUUCCCGUCUGACCGGUAUUGAACGCGGAUACUUACCGCAUAUUUUUCGUGGCCUGUGGAAUUUAUGCCGGCAAACUGUGGACUCCAACGCUCCUCGUUCAUCACCUCUUAUCUCAGUCUGCGAGACUGAUAAGACUAAUCGAUAUGCGUCAAGCUAGAGACAUAAUUCGCGAGGAAUGUGAAGUAUUUCACAUAUCGGAUAAACAAAUUCGGGAAAUAAUGAGCAGACUUCACACCGAUAUCCUUAAAGGUUUAGGAAGGGACUCACACGCUGAUGCUAUUGUUAAAUGUUGGAUUACAUACAUACAAGACUUACCAAAUGGAAAAGAAAGAGGCAAGUUUUUGGCCUUGGAUUUAGGUGGAACAAAUUUUAGAGUGUUAAUUAUUAAUCUCGGUGAAAAUCAUUUUGAUAUGCAGUCGAAAAUCUACGCAAUACCAAAUCACAUCAUGACCGGUACAGGAAUUGCUCUAUUUGAUCAUAUAGCAGAAUGUUUGGCUAAUUUUAUGAAGGAGCAUGAUGUUUAUGAGGAACGUCUGGCGUUGGGAUUCACAUUCAGUUUCCCGUUAAAACAACUUGGAUUAACUAAGGGUCUUCUUCAACGGUGGACAAAGGGAUUCUCUUGUUCUGGCGUUGUCGGUGAAGAUGUUGUGCAAGGCCUUAAAGAUGCGAUCGCUCGUAGAGGGGAUGUUCAGAUUGACAUUUGCGCUAUACUGAACGAUACCACUGGAACACUGAUGUCCUGCGCGUGGAAAAACCACAACUGCAAAAUAGGACUCAUUGUUGGUACAGGCAGUAACGCAUGUUACGUAGAAAAGACAGAAAAUUGUGAAUUGUUCGAUGGCGAACCUGGCAAGAAGGAGUUGCUUAUAAAUACAGAAUGGGGCGCGUUCGGAGACGACGGGGCGUUGGACAUGGUGCGAACAGAGUUCGAUCGGGAAAUCGACAGCAAAUCCAUCAAUCCUGGCAAGCAAAUUCAAGAGAAAAUGAUCUCGGGGAUGUACAUGGGAGAAUUGGUACGACUUGCCCUGGUGAAGUACACCCGUAUUGGUCUUCUAUUCGGCGGAAGAGGCUCAGACAUGCUGUACGAGCCAGGCAGCUUCUUCACCAAGUUCGUGUCAGAAAUAGAGUCCGACAAACCCGGCGACUUCACCAGCUGUAUGGAAGUGCUGGAUGAACUUGGGUUGUCGCACGCAACUGAAACAGACAUGGCCGCCGUUCGCCACGUGUGUGAGUGUGUGUCGCGUCGGGCGGCACAUCUGGUUUCGGCCGGUAUUGCCACACUACUGAACAAAAUGAAUGAACCAAAGGUUACCGUGGGCAUCGACGGGUCGGUGUACCGGUUCCAUCCACACUUUCACACCCUCAUGUGCGAGAAGAUAGCACAGCUAGUUCGUCCUGGGAUACAGUUCGACCUCAUGUUGUCGGAAGACGGCAGCGGACGCGGCGCGGCGUUGGUAGCCGCCGUAGCUUGCCGGCAGCAGCUGGGGCACGCGUAAACAGAUACUGCACUUAUCUCUGGCCAUUAAAUGUUACCAGUUACCACUGCGGGAAUUUUUCAGCGGUCGCACAACCUUACGCACUUUACCAUAUUUUUUAAAUAACCUUAAACAGUGCCGUACCUAUCGUUUCCACAACUAUUGUAUACCUUACGGCCAAAUUAAAACAAGAGUUAUUUACUCGUUUAAAUCGUUCUUAAAUCGUAAUAAGUUCUGUACGACCUUAAGCCUAAAAUAUAGUGUUCAUAAAUCUGUGCUGAUUGCGUUAAAAAUAUUUUUAUUCUAGUUACUGUUGUACUUAAACGUCGCUCAUGUUUGCUGUAACAUUAUUUACCUGUGAAAUCUGUUUUAUCGAAAUAUAUCAUAAUCUGUAUUAAGGUUUGUAAUACGAUGGGCGUUAGUAUUAUUUUGUUCGGCAUUCGACAAAAGUAUUGUUUUCAAGUAAAAACCAGGAAAAAAAAAAUAGGGAAUGACAUGGUUACUAUUCCUGAACGCAGUGCGAAGGACGACAUCCUUGUACAUUAUUGAUGGCCUUUGAUUAUUAUAGAUAUAAAUAGUUUAGCGUUAUUUAUUAGCGCUGUGUGCUUAGACAAUUUCAGUCUACCCGCAUAGCUCUCUCGCAACGGUCGUGAAACGAAUGUACAUUCGCAGACUGCAACAUUCUCAUCAAAUACGACCUUUUUUGUAGAUAUUGUCUCGCGCCCGUACAUUAAGAAUUAACUUUAAGUAUUAUAUAUUAUAUAGAUAGGCACUAAGAUUCAAUAAAGUUGGUAUGCGAACCUUGUACUUACAAAAAUAUGAUUUUAGCAUUCUAGUCACAAAGGUUAAAACAUCAAUUACUUACUUAAUCAUUGUAUAAUUUUUUUUUUGAGAAUUAACACAAGACUGAUGUAUUAUUUUGUGGUCGAAGUAAAUAUUGGUCUUAGUGUCAAUCUUCGUAGAGCACAUUUUGCAUUUGUUAGAAUUUGCAUUAUUUGUUUCUGCACGGGUGCAGAAUGACCGAUUGCCAAUCUUAAAACUGGAACUAAAACAUUACUACUUUAUUUGAUUCUUAAUAAUUAUGAAAUUGCUACUUAAUUUUAUUAUUAAUAAUGACAAUAUUACAUCUUAAAAUGUGAACUCCCUUUAAGAGAAUACUGAAUUAAUCUCUAUCAAAUUAAGAAUUUAUCUGUUGGUUAAUCUGCGUCCUUUCGUACCUUCGAAAGCACCCAGUAAAUUUUGUUAUUUUUUUUAAUAUAUUGACAUUUCUUAUCUUAUGUAUUAUUUUAGUGUAGUCGUUUUCUAAUUAUUACUAUGCAGCGGUCUUGUAAUAUAAGAGUCUACUUUUAUACAGAAGUUUUAAAAUUGUAAAUCGUUUAUAAGUCGACAUCUUAAUUGUUUGAUAAUGUUUAUAAUUUUCAAUAUCGAAUACAAGAAUAGGAAGAUGUUACAAAAAGCAAUAAUUGCGAAUCUCACAAUUCAUAAACCUAACUUAGAGAUAGGCCUGUAGUAAUAGAAUAUCAUUCCAUUUGCAACUUAUCGGUAAUUGGUAUCAAUCAAGACUUUCAUGUUCAUUAAGAGUUGGUUUCGAAACCCAUAAAUGUUUUGUUUGAAAACACUGAUGUUAGGUAUCGAAAGUAUUAAUGUAUGAUAUCAAAAUACAAUUGAUUUUUUUGUAUCAAAAAAAUGAAAUGCAUUGUAUCAAAAUUUAUUAAUGCAAGGUAUCAAAAUGUAUUAUAUAUGGUAUCAAAAUGUAUUAAAAUAUUGGGCAACAUAAUAUCCCUCUUGGAUAUUUAGUAUGAUAACACUCAAUGUUCAGAAAGUUAAUGUUAAAUAAUAAAACAAGUGAAAGUUGCUUAACAAAUAUUACUUGUUUAUGACGAUAUUAUGUAUUCGUAAAAACGCUAUUCUUAUGAGUGAUGUGAAUUUUAAGAAAUUUUAAUUUAAGUGAGUUUUUCAAUAUUUUACUGUGAUAGACGAUAGAAACUAGGUUAUUGUUAAAUUGUUUCGGUUUUAUAUUAUUUUGGAGAUCUACGUAUUUAGUACUUAAUUUUCUGCAAAUGACCAUUUUAGGCGCCGACAAGUAAAUCGUAAUUACAAAUGCCAUUAUGUACUGUAUUAAUUAUAAUCGACCUUAAUUAAGUAUAGCAAAGAUAGACACCACAAAUUCAGAAUGUCACAUUGCUAUAUAGUUCCUAGUUGAAAAUAGGUGCAUUUUGUUUUAUUUCACUAUAGUUUGUUGCAUAUUGUUUGUUUAGAUCUUAGUUGUAGUUAUAUGGACAUGUUUUGUUCAAUAUUUUAUAUUAUUUCAUUUUAUUAAUCCAAUUAUGUAGUUGACUCAAUUGAAGUACAAAAUAUAUCGGAUUUUUAUUUAUAUUAUUUCUAUAUGAAUUUAAAAGAAGCCAUAAAUUUUUGUGAAUGUUAGGUCUGUGUAAGACGAUAUGAAUAUUUUCUGCGCCUACCCUACAUUCCAUACGUGAGGAACACUUAGCCAAGAUAUUAACAAUUUAGAACCGUAAUGUAAUGUACAUAUCAAACAUUUGCAUUACAAACAUAUGGAAUGCAAUUGUGAGUUAUAAGCAGGUCUUAUAUAACUUAAUGCAUACAUCCAAUAAAACUGAAUGUCAUUUUAUGCAGAAAAACAGAUAAUUAUUAAGUAUAAAUUAUGAAGAAUACUAUUAAUGUCUUAUAAUCAUUUUAAUUAUUUUUAGCUAGCUCCUUUGUAUGUUGAGCUAUCGAAAAUGUUAGUUCAAAAAUAAAUUUAUAGAAAUUU